This is a messenger RNA of Rhipicephalus microplus (southern cattle tick), 7755 nucleotides long. It is a transcript of the gene Egfr, whose product is annotated as epidermal growth factor receptor. Gene Ontology annotation, cellular component: plasma membrane; signaling receptor complex; basal plasma membrane. Gene Ontology annotation, biological process: cell surface receptor protein tyrosine kinase signaling pathway; positive regulation of kinase activity; neurogenesis. Gene Ontology annotation, molecular function: ATP binding; transmembrane receptor protein tyrosine kinase activity. NCBI's taxonomy places the organism in Eukaryota, Metazoa, Arthropoda, Arachnida, Ixodida, Ixodidae. The record is from RefSeq and is a predicted model, not a curated record.
CCUGCGUAGGAAUCUCGCUACCUUGGACGCGAAAACCACUUGCCGGGCUGCCCAAAGUCGCGGAGCCAGCCCCCCCUUGCCGCUGCGCUUGCUGCUGUCGCGACCAUAGUUGGUCGGCUGGCUGGCCUGGCCCCGGUGGUGUUGUUGCCUGGCUUCUUCUCGACUCUUCUUCCUUCUCCGUGCAGCGGCGGUGUUGUUGCACCCCGCACUCGUGAUUUUCUGUGUGGUGCGGUGUCGUGUCUCGAUGAUCGCUGAAAGAAAACGGCGCCGUCAUGUGACGUGACGACGAGGACGCCAGCAGACUGUGGGACGUGUCUGCCCGGUCGACGGAGCUCGCAUAUCUUGUGUUCCGUCGUGUUGUUGUGCGCGUGGUUCUAGUUCCUCGAGACUCGGCCGUGAAACUCCUUCGAAGAAGGCCGAGCAGAAAGUUGACGCGAAGAUACCUGGGAUAACAUUACUACGGAAAAAGUUUUCGUUCCUCCGUCCACCCCGGUGCUGCCACGGCUGUCUUGUUUAGAGAUUGGCCUUCUUUCUCCCAGUCUUCUGCCACAGCCACGCAGUGUUCCCAGAGGCUUCUUCGCUGCCACUGCUCGAUGAUGACGAGGCGGCGAAGGAUUCUGCUGAGCGGCCGACCGAGCGAGCUGGUUCCCUGCUUCGGCCUCCUGGCGCGGAGGCCCUCCAGGUCGUAGUACCACCACCCUCCUGGAAGGACCCCGGACCGAGUGCACCGUGCCGCCGGGUCCUGGAACUCAGGCGCAUCCCGAAGCUUUAUGAAGCGGAGCAGACGUAGUGAUAACGUGCCGCCUGUGUGACUCGGAAGGCGCGACGUCUGCUACGGGUACUGAUUGUAUACUGCCGAGAAGGAACAGUCAUCCGUGAGUGAAUCGCGGCCGUUUUAUUGUGCGCAAUUUAAAAGCGUACUACUGCUACACGACAGCCCGCAGAAGCAGGCUGUCAAAACAGUUCCUGUUGUGAGAAAGAAAAGACUGCUGCUCGCCGAAGGUGAUGUGGACGGUCGGCGACGUCCAGGCGCAAUGACCGUGAGGACUCAGCUCGUCGUGGUCUUUCUUCUAGUCAGUUUCGGACUCCUGGUGGCUGCUGGUCAGUCCAAAAAGAAUGGUCAGGUCAAGAAAGGGAAAAUCUGCAUCGGCACAAAUGGCCGAAUGUCGGUCCCAUCGAACCGAGAGCAUCACUACCAGAACCUCAGGGACCGCUACACAAAUUGUACAUACGUGGACGGGAACCUGGAGUUGACAUGGCUACAGAACAAGAGCCUGGACCUGAGCUUCCUUCGAGACAUCCGCGAGGUGACGGGCUACGUGCUCAUAUCGCACGUGGACGUGCAGCGCAUCCUGCUGCCGAGCCUGAUGAUCGUCCGGGGCCGCAGCCUGUUCAAGCUGAACGUGCACGACGAGGAGUUCGCGCUCAUCGUGACGCUCUCGAAGAUGGAGAACCUCGAGCUGCCGGCGCUGCGCGACAUCCUGCGCGGCAACGUGGGCUUCUUCAACAACUACAACCUCUGCCACGUGCGCCACAUCCAGUGGGACGAGAUCCUGUCCGGCCCGCCGGCGCACAUGGUCUACGUGUACAACUUCACGCAGCCCGAGCGGAGCUGCCCGCCGUGCGACGCGUCGUGCCGCGGCGGCCACUGCUGGGGCGAAGGGCCGCACAACUGCCAGAAGUUCUCCAAGGUGAACUGCUCGCCGCAGUGCCACCAGGGCCGCUGCUUCGGGCCGGAGCCGCGCGAGUGCUGCCACCUGUUCUGCGCCGGCGGCUGCGUGGGGCCCAAGCAGAGCGACUGCCUGGCCUGCCAGAACUUCUACGACGACGGCGUGUGCAAGCAGGAGUGCCCGCCCAUGAUGCGCUACAACCCGAACACUUACUCGUGGGACUACAACCCGGACGGCAAGUUCGCCUACGGCGCCACCUGCGUCAAGGACUGUCCCGAGCACCUGCUGCGCGACAACGGCGCCUGCGUGCGCAACUGCCCGCCCAACAAGAAGGCGCAGCAGGGCGAGUGCGUGCCCUGCGACGGACCUUGUCCAAAGAAUUGCCAAGGGGUAAGCGUCGUCAACUCAAUCAACAUCGAGGACUUCCGAGGCUGCACUAUAAUCGAAGGUUCCCUUACCAUCCUGGACUCCACAUUCAACGGCUUUCAGGAAGUUUACGCUGAUUUCUCAUUCGGUCCGCGCUAUGACAAGAUGGACCCGAGCAAAUUGGAAGUGUUCAGCACGCUCAAGGAAGUCACCGGCUACGUCAACAUCCAGGCUUCGCACCCAAACUUCACCUCGCUGUCUUACUUUCGGAACCUUGAGGUCAUCGGGGGUCGGACGCUGACAGAGUAUUUCGCCGCCUUAUACAUCGUGAAGAGUUCGCUGAAGUCCCUCAACCUACGAAGCCUGAAGAAGAUCCGCUCGGGCAGUAUCGCCAUCCUGGAGAACAAGGAUUUGUGCUUUGCCGACAGUGUCGACUGGUACCAGGUCAUGAAGUCCAGCGCCCACAACGUGCUGCUUCAGCGGAACGCAGACAAGGCCGACUGCGAGGCACAAAAGCUUGUAUGUCACCCCCAGUGCUCCUCAAGUGGUUGUUGGGGCCCAGCACCAAAUGAGUGCCUUUCGUGUAAAUCAUACCGGCUGGAUGACACCUGCAUUGAUAAGUGUGACACGUCCAAAGGCAUCUACGAUGAUGGGAACUUUGUGUGCAAGCACUGCCAUGAGGAAUGUCUUGGCGAAUGUUCUGGUCCCGGAGCUGGCAAUUGCAGCCAAUGUCGACAUGUUCGUGAUGGACCUUACUGUGUCAAGGAGUGCCCUGAAUCAAAGUACAAUCAGUCAGGCUUCUGUAUGCCCUGCCAUGAGAACUGUGUUGGAGGAUGCACUGGACCAAACAACACUGUCGGACCUGAUGCCUGCAAUUCCUGUGAGAAGGCAAUCGUCAGUGCUUACGACCCAAAUGUUGUGGAGCAGUGCCUGAAAGCGGAUGAGGCCUGUCCGGACGGAUUCUACCACGAAUACUUCGGUCCACAGGAGGAGGGAGCUCUGAAGUCCUUGACGGGAAAAUCGGUCUGCCGCAAGUGCCACCAGCGUUGCAAGAACUGCACCUCUUAUUCCAUCCACGUUUCGGUCUGCGAGUGCCUGCACUACAGCAGUGGAGAGCAGUGUGAAGAUCGUUGCCAAAGAGACCACUUUCCCGACGAGGCCAACCGGCGGUGCCUGCGGUGUCAUGAUGAGUGUCGAGGCUGCUAUGGACCCACGGCAGCCCAUUGCACCAAUUGCCGCAACUUCCGCAUCUAUGACUCUGAAAACCGCACUCAGUUCAACUGCACUGCCACCUGUCCUCCGGAGAAGCCAUACAAAGUCUUCGAUGACACUACGACUAAGGACCCACACUGCUCCGAUGAAGAUCCCAACCAGAUGGCUCUGCAUGGCAGGACGGAGGAAGACCACCUUCCUGCAAUUCUUGCCAGUGCCGGCGGCUGCAUCUUGUUGCUGGGUAUUUUCUUGGCCGUUUUCAGCUACCACUGGUUCCAGAGAGCCAAAACCAAGGAGAACACUGUCAAAAUGACCAUGCGGAUGAGUGGUUUUGAAGACAAUGAGCCUCUGAAGCCAACAGACAUCAAACCCAACCUUGCCCAGCUAAGGAUUGUGAAGGAAGCCGAACUUCGUAAAGGUGGAAUCCUUGGCUAUGGAGCCUUUGGUACAGUCUACAAGGGUGUUUGGGUGCCUGAGGGGGAAAAUGUCAGAAUACCUGUUGCCAUCAAGGUUCUUCGUGAAGACACGGCACCCAACACGAACAAGGAGUUUUUGGAAGAGGCGUACAUAAUGGCGAGUGUGGACCACCCCAACGUUCUGAAGCUGCUCGCAGUUUGUCUGACAUCACAGUUGAUGCUGGUCACACAGCUGAUGCCUCUUGGCUGCCUGCUCGACUAUGUUCGCAACAACCGUGACAAGAUUGGCUCCAAGCCAUUGCUGAAUUGGUGCACUCAGAUUGCACGGGGUAUGGCCUACCUGGAGGAGAAGCGUAUGGUUCAUCGUGACCUCGCCCUGAGAAAUGUCUUGCUUCAAACACCUGGCUGUGUGAAAAUAACCGACUUCGGUUUGGCAAAGCUGCUCGACAACAAUGAGUUUGAGUAUAAGGCAGCUGGCGGCAAGAUGCCCAUCAAAUGGCUGGCGUUGGAGUGCAUACAACACCGCAUCUUCACGCACAAGAGUGAUGUCUGGGCAUUUGGUGUGACUGUUUGGGAGCUUCUCACGUACGGCAUGCGACCCUAUGAAAAUGUCUCUGCACGAGAUGUGCCCGAUCUGCUUGAGAAGGGAGAGAGGCUCAACCAGCCAUCGAUUUGCACCAUCGAUGUCUACAUGAUCAUGAUCAAGUGCUGGAUGCUUGAUGCUGGAUCACGUCCCUCCUUCAAAGAACUGGCCGAAGAGUUUGCCAAAAUGGCCCGCGAUCCAGGGCGUUACCUGGUCGUUCCCGGUGACAAGUUGAUGCGCCUACCAAGCUACACUCCACAGGAUGAGAAAGAACUCAUCCGGAACCUGAGCAUGCCCAUGGAAGGUUCGGAGGUCAUCAUGGAUGCUGAGGAGUACCUACAGCCUAGGGCUCAGCCGAGCAUGAUCGUAGGUGCCGAGCAGGCUCCACCACCUACACCAAUCAAGAAAUUCAUGGAUGACCGUGGAUUCGAGGAGGAUCCGACUGUUGGAGUUCCAAACCCAGUGGAGUUCUUCCCUGCCAACAUGGUUCCACAUCCUGACAUGAAUGGGGGCUGCCAUGCCAAUGGUAUGAACCCUCGGUGCCGAGAAAACAGCGUCAACCAGCGCUACUGCUCUGACCCGCUAAAGCUUCUUGGAAAAGAUGCCGAGGAAGGAGAUGAUGACGCCUUCAUGCACAAUGCGGCGACGCUUCCCAAGGGAACCAAGCCAAGUGACAUGCGCAUGUCCCUGCCUGUGGAUGAGGACGACUACCUGAUGCCUUCACCACGAUCCAAGGGCCUCUCCACCACCUACAUGGACUUGAUUGGGGACAGUCGUUACUCAAACGGUGUUGAUGGUCUUGAUCCUCGUCUUCAAGGCUACGGAGGCUUCAUGCCCGACUUUGUUCCUCCCAACGGCCAGGCACCACUGCAGGGCGUCGACAACAUUGAGUACCACCUCAUGAACAACCGAAACGGGCCGGCUCAUCCGUUGGCAAUGCAAAUGCCUCGUGACCCAGGUCCCCAGUACGUCAAUACCUGCCCCUUAGGUUCUCCGAACACGGUGGUUCCUCCUCAGCAGCCCGGUGUGGUGACUCGCAAACAGCACAGUUCCGAUGAGGACACCGACGACCACGAGUAUUACAAUGACUACGACAGGCUCAAGCGUGAACUGCAGCCGCUCAACCACCGUAGCCGGAGUGAAACGACGGUUUAGUGACAAUGCUUCAAGCGGUGUGCGGGACAGAAACUUGUCGCUGCAGUCGUCUCCAGUUGUAGCCAGGCUGGCUGUGGGAAAGCUGCCGCGCCUCCUUGCAUGUUGAGGAGGUAGACUCGGUGAAGUCAAGGUGCCGGUGCUGGUAUGACAUGCAGACAACAACCAAAGUUGAUGCACGGAGGGCAGCUGAGAAUUUGCUAGUUCAAAUAUGGCUUCACCAUUAUUUAACUUCACAUAUGUAGUCUAUGUCGCAGGCAAAAUUUGGAAUGUGCAUACCUCUUUUGUCAAGACUUUGUAUCUCUUAUGAUAUUCAUUGCAGCCUAGUUUGAAUCAUGAGAAAAAGAAUAGUAGCUUAGAGAGUCAUUAUCAAUUAAAUUUGAGAAUUAACUCAAAUCAUUGUUACCAAAACACUAUGACAUUUAUCACCAAGUGGCAGAGAGCAACUUCACCAUUCUUCUAAAAGAAGUCUUUUGAAACUGCAGCUGUCAGUAGAACACGGAAAAAAAUCUUCAUGCGAAGCAUUGAGUGAUCUCAGUCGUGUCUCCUGACAAAAGGUUUUCCAUUUGAAAGCAGCCAGCAGUGCACAAUGAGGGGUUCUGCAUUCGGGUGAACUUCUUGCAUUUUGUUUCGACGCUAGCACCUUUCGUUGCCUCCUGCUUCUGGUCACGUCAAGUCACAUCGUCGAGGCUUCAGUAGUGAAUACAGACUGUGACCGGUGUCGACUGUGGGUUAUAUCAACCGAAGACUCUGGAGAGGCAAACGAAGACGCGUCACUGUGGGACCAGUUAUCAUUUCCAGGAACUUGAUAUUUCCCAUGUGCUAUUUAUUUUCGUGGAACACACACGAGACUGUGAAAAUGGAGCCAGGUGUCUUCAUUCAGGACAGUGCUUCCUUUCGAAAAGGUCACUAAAGUUCAGUGCAGUUUGAUGUACAUAGUAUACAUAACGCUCCUGUUUUUUUUUUUUUUCUGUUUCUUGGAAGUGCAUAUUUUUUUUUUUUUGUGAGCUGUGCCCAAAACAUUGCCACUGUAGUCUUUUAUGUGCCCCCCCUUUUUUUGCGUCAACUGCCACAUUGUGCUACUAAGGAGAGCCGUUGUGCCUACUGCCAUCCUGAAAUUACUGAACUGUCUUUCUCGUUCCUUGUGGCUUGAUUAGCGUAUUGAUGUCUUCCGUGCCUAACGACAUCAGCGGGUGCAUGUAAUGCGUAAGCUUUCAGUAUUACAACUCAUCCGAGUGCCAUAAGACAUUGCUAUCACUUCACUGACUCGUGCAACAAUAAUUGGUUGGCUCAUCGGUUUCGUAUCAACGUGAAGAUAGCUUUUUAUGUGUUGUCAAGUUUUUAUGAGUACAUGUUUGGCAAGGCCUUAGUAGAGCCUGCAUUUACAAGCACUUUAAAUAUCUGUGCAGAAAGUAUGCGUGCAUGUGUGCAAAUAUUGGUCUCUAUUGGGGUCAAAUUGAAAAUGAUGUCCUUGCAUGCACUAUUGAAAACUCUAGCAGGGUUUGGUUUUUAUUUACUUUCAUGGAACAUACCUGGUGAUUACUACUCAAGCAGCUAAAGAGCAUGCUUGAAUCACUCCACUGGUUGUGAACGUCUGUAAAGAGUGCAGAGGGCGACUCAUUUUUACUUUUCAGUUACACUUAAUACAGUCAUGGUACACUUUAAAAAUCUGAGAUUGUGUUAAAUUGUGCCUUUUUUUUUGUUCUAUACACACACACAUCUUUAAAACUCCUGUUGCAUGUGAUGCUGAAAUUGUUGCCAGAGUUUUACAAAUAAUGGCUCCUGCAAGCAAAGGAGCAUAAUUGUUGCUUUAAGACUUUCUUUUUUUAUGCUGAAUCAUUCCAAGUAAAGUACAACAGAAUAGGGCGAAUUUCUAGGAGGGACCAAAAUCAUUUCAGCACAGCAUUCUUGUCGGCAGCAAGAGGUCAAUGCUAUCGCCGUCAGUUUUCCUUUAAGGGGCAAACUAAAUUCAUUGUAACCUAGACUCAUGCCCCACUCUGCCUCAUGUUCAUUGUAACAGCAUUUGACUUGCCACAAUAAUUUUUUUAUGUUUACCUGUAUAUACGUACAUUUUAAAGCUUCUUAACCAGCUUCAACAGAACAGCUCUACCGAAUAAGCUCACCUCAUUAGGCCCAGCUAAGCUGUACGUUUCUGCAUGUCAUGUAUGUAUUGUACAAAGUGUGUUUUACCAAUGCGUGUCAACUUCAAGUUUUACAUAGUCCUGUUAGGAGCAGUUAAGGGCAAAUUCCUAGUGUGACUGCUCCACACGUGGGGUACCUCUGAAGAGUGGAAAUUUUUAAAGAUGAGAGUUGUAUUUGCUAUAUGGUACAUUAAUAAAAUUACUUGUCCAAUAAA